Messenger RNA from Gossypium raimondii (Peruvian cotton), 3530 nucleotides. RefSeq names its product helicase sen1-like. Lineage: Eukaryota; Viridiplantae; Streptophyta; Magnoliopsida; Malvales; Malvaceae. The coding region runs from base 1403 to 2992 and encodes 529 amino acids. Gene Ontology annotation, molecular function: helicase activity. The transcript has 6 exons. The record is from RefSeq and is a predicted model, not a curated record.
GAGGAAAAGAAUGGGAAGUAAAAAAAAACAAGGGUUUCAUUGAUACUGUGUUUCAAUGGUCUCUUGAAGACAUUGAAUGACAAUCUUUACAAGGAUCAGGUGUGCUUGCUUUCUUCUCCAUCAUCAUUGAAUCUUUGAUGUCUAUUUUCUUUUUCAUAUUCUUUUAUCAGUGCAAAUAUGAGAAAAGUGGAUGGGUUGCAUAGGUUUAAACUCUGGCCUCUGAUGCUGAUUUAGCACAACCUUGCCGCUAUGAACUGUGGCUUUGUUGGAGAAGUUCCUUUUCUUUAUCAAACUUUAUUUGCAACUUUUGGUAUAUACACUUAUUAAGGAAGUUGAAACGUUUGCUCUUAUAUAUAAAGAGAAAAAUAGCUGUAGUAGUUUUUUGGAAUAUUCUUUCUUCUAUGGAUUGUGAGUGUUUUUUUCUCCUCAUUAUUCUGUAUUCUAUCUUAUGUAUUUCUUGCUUUUACGCCAUGGUAAAAGAUACAAGAGAUUUUGUUAUAGGACUAGUCUGCCAAAAUGUUUGUCUGAAUCAAAGGUUUAAACCAUUUUAACUUUUUCUUCUCUCUCAACCCCGAGUAUGCUGACUGUUUUGGAUUCAUUUGAUCUCAAUUGCAACAGUUGAAAAGGAUUCCAGUUUCAUUUCAGUCAAUGAAACAAUAUUUUGGGUCGUAUUGACAUACCUUAAUGUGUAUACGUCACAUGGAACAUUGUAUUAUGAUGUGGAUGUUGAUUACUGGAAAAACAAAGAUCAUCGGAAGAAAUUAUACAAAACAUUGCCUGGAGAUGUUUUCGUGAUAGCAGAUGUGAAACCCCAAACCACUUCUGAUUUACAAAGUAUAUACAGAAGUAGAACCUGGACUUUUUCCCUUGUCACAAGAUUUGGCAAGGACAACAAUGAUGAUAAUAGCUCAGCCACUUCCUUCAGAGUGAAAGCAUCGCAAGACAUUGUUUCUAAAGAUGAAAUGCAGAAAUCACCAUUUGUUGUUCACCUGACAAACGUAACCACAAACACCCGAAUGUGGAAUGCACUGCAAAAGAAGAGAAACUUGAAGUUUAUUAAAGAAGUUUUGUGCACUGAUCAAAUGGUAUGGAAUCAAAUGACAUCAAUGUUUGAUAUUUGCUUCUGUGAAUGUGACGUUAUACUGGAUAAUUUGGUAUUGCUUUUCAUCGUUAGUGGUUACUUAUGAUGCAAGUGGCCAUCCUUACUAUGCAUCAUGCAAUAUGUUCAUUCUUUGUGUUAACUUGAGACAUUGCGUGUGUCCAACGCGAUUAAUGUACCAUGAGUCUUGCAUUUCACUUUUUCUAUUCAUUUUUCAUGUUUGUAUAACCCUUCCUUUUCCAUAAAAUUUAUUGUUAUUACUUGAGGACAAUAUUUGAGAAAUUUUAUCAAAUUUCAUGUUGUAUGCGGGGAGCUGAAAGAUGCAGUCUUUGUUCUUCAGAGGUUGGUGCAAACUGGAAUGAUGUUUUUCUGACAAGUUUUCUAUCUAAAAUGAAUGAAUCUAAAAAGAAGUCAGUGUUGGCUUGUCUCAACAAAAUGCAGUGCAACCCCAAGUCUCAGGUGGAACUUAUUUGGGUCCCCCCAGGAAUUGGGAAAACUAAAACUGUAAGCGUGCUGCUGUUUGCACUGUUGAGAGUGAAAUAUAGGACAUUCAGUUGUGCUCCAACAAAUAUUGCAAUUACAAAAGUAGCUGCACGUGUGUUAAAGCUGGUAAUAGAAGCCAACAAAACAUGCUCUGUAGCUGAUGAUCAGUUUUGUUCAGUGGGAGACAUCCUCUUAUUCGGGAGUAACGAGAGUCUUAUAGUUGAUUCUGAGACCGAAGAAAUAUUUCUAGAUUAUCGUGUAAAAAGGCUUAGAGAGUGCUUUGGGCCUCUAGGUUGGCGGCACCGUUUUACUCCAAUGAUAACAUUUCUUGAAGAUUGUGUCUCUCAGUACCGUAUUUUCUGGGAAAAUGAAGCCAUCAAAAGGAGGACACAUGGUAGUGAACAUGAAAACCGGAGGAAAGAAUCUGGCAGUGAGACUGACUGUAAGAAGGGAGACUCAAAACAUUCCUUGAAUAUGCAAGAGAAAGAUUUGCCCCUACAGCAUUACAAUGCCCUGUGUGAUUCUCUUAGUGAACUUAAACUGCCACAUGCAAGGAAUGACAAAUCCUUAGCACGGUUCUGCUUCCAAGCAGCUUCUUUACUCGUUUGCAGUGAAUGCAGUUCUUAUAAACUCUAUAAAGUUAAAAUGAAGCCCUUAAGUGUGUUGGUAAUCGAUGAAGCAGCGCAGUUGAAAGAAUGUGAAUCGACCAUACCCUUGCAACUGCCAGGGUUAGCACAUUCGAUUCUUAUUGGUGAUGAAUGGCAAUUGCAGGCUACAGUUCAAAGCAAUGUUUCUAAUGAAGCUGGCUUUGGAAGAAGUUUAUUUCCAAGGUUGACUACUUUGGGACAUUCAAAGCACCCACUGGAUAUUCAGUACAGAAUGCAUCCGUUGAUCAGUUGCCUCCUAAAUGCAUGUUUCUAUAAUAACAAUAUCUUGGAUGCAGCUGAUGUUAAGCAUAAGAGUUAUGAAAGACAUUAUCUUCCAUGGCCUAUGUUUGGUCCCUUCUCCUUUAUAAAUGUCUGUGGAAGAGAAGAAGAGGAUGGUUCUUGGUGUAGCCAUAAAAAUAUGGUUGAGGUAGCCGUCUUGGAGAGGUUGGUGCAAACUCUGUUCAAAGGUAAUUACCAUGAAAAGAGGCUCAGCAUUGGCAUAAUAUCUCCCUAUGCUUCUCAGGUUGUUGCAAUUCAGAAGAAACUUGGUAGGAAGUAUGAGAAAACUGAUGGCUUUGCAGUGAAGGUGAAGUCAGUUGAUGGGUUCCAGGGUGGUGAGGAAGAUAUUAUAAUAAUAUCAACCGUGAGAUCCAAUAGUUCGGGAGCAAUUGGUUUCGUAUCCAAUUACCAAAGAGCUAAUGUUGCUCUUACAAGGGUUAGGUUCGUUUCAGUGAUAACUUUAGAAAGUCAUUUGGGAAGGUGAAAUCUACGCAGACCCAGAAAUCAAAGAAGAAUGAGGGAACUUAUUGGAGGCAGCAGUCCUUAAUUCGUUUUGAGGACUAAUCUUUAGAGGAAGAAUCAGGGAAGUUGUUGGGAGGCAGCAAAAGUUGCAAAGUUGAAAGCCGGAAGCAAUCAAUAUCAAACCGUAGGUUUCUCUGGUGAAGUAUUUCCUCCAGCCACUUACGAUGAAGAGACGAGCUCAGAGGUUGUUCCAUCUUCAAGCUCAGUUUCUCUGUCAGAUCAAGACUUGAAUAUGCAGAAUCAAAAUGGCAGUGAUCUGCAGUUUAACCAUGGUCAUUUUUGGGAACUUGUUCAAGCAUUACAGGCAGUGGAUAGUACCAAAGAUCAAAGGACCAUUAUCUCGUAUGUUUCGAAAUUGAGGGUAUAUUUAGGAAAAUUUGUUUUCAUCAUAGGUGCUGGUAUAAAAGAAUGUUUGCAGAAGAAACCUGCAGAUCAAGAAGACAACUUUUCAAGGGACGCAAUCAACAUGUUUGAUUUAAUGAAGCGACUCCAUAGUCAAC